Messenger RNA from Zea mays, 1204 nucleotides. RefSeq names its product seed maturation protein. Lineage: Eukaryota; Viridiplantae; Streptophyta; Magnoliopsida; Poales; Poaceae. The transcript is spliced from 5 exons. The coding region runs from base 48 to 899 and encodes 283 amino acids. The record is from RefSeq and is marked validated. Gene Ontology annotation, biological process: response to bacterium.
CCUCCACGCCGCCCCCUCCGCAUUUCCCGUGCUCCUCUCGUUCCGGCAUGGCGGAGCAGACGCAGCCACAAGGGGAAGGCGGCGCUAGCCCCAAGCACGAGUCCCUGAUGGAGAAGCUCGCCGACAAGCUCCACGUCGGCGGCGGCAAGGCCGACUCCUCCUCCUCCUCGGACUCCGACAGUGACGAGCGGCCCCGCCCCUCGGCACCGCCUGCCGACGAGCUCAAGCAGCCCUCCUUCUCCGACGCCGCCGCCACGGCGGCCGCCGAGGCCAAAGCCAAGGUGUUCCGCCUUUUCGGCCGCGAGCAGCCCAUCCACAAGGCCCUCGGUGGCGGCAAGCCUGCUGAUGUGUUCUUGUGGAGGAACAAGAACAUCUCUGCUGGAGUACUUGGUGGUGCCACAGCAAUCUGGAUCUUAUUUGAAUUGCUUGGCUACCAUCUCCUUACUUUUGUUUGCCAUGGUCUCAUAUUCGCCCUGGGUGUUCUCUUUCUCUGGUCCAAUGCUUCAUCGUUUAUCCACAAGGCUCCACCAAAGAUCCCAGAGGUGAUCAUUCCUGAAGAUUUAGUUGUCAACAUUGCGCUAUCCACUCGUUACGAGAUCAACAGAGCCUUUGCCAAUCUCCGCCAGAUUGCUCUUGGCCGGGACCUAAAGAAGUUCCUAAUGGUUAUUGCUGGGUUUUGGUUGCUUUCUGUUCUUGGAAGCUGCUGCAACUUCUUGACCUUAGUUUACAUUGUCUUUGUGGUGCUGCACACAGUACCUGUCCUGUACGAGAAGUACGAGGAUCAGAUUGACUCGUAUGGCGAGAAGGGGUGGGUUGAAAUUAAGAAGCAGUAUGCCGUGUUCGAUGAGAAGGUUCUGAGCAAAGUACCCAGGGGUCCUGCGAAAGACAAGAAGCACUAGAUGCAAGUGAUUCGAGGUCCCUGUUAGUAGGGAAUGCUAGCAAAACCGGUUCGAGUUUCUCCGGAGGGGGGCAGCACUUGUGGGUGUGAGCACCAGUUUGCCACCUGUGCAUUACGUUGCGUAUGGCUGCUUAGUUGUUUGGUCUUGAUGGGAGUAAGCCGAAUUGCUAGCUUUGCGCUUCAUCCAGUGAUGCAGACGCAGCAUACGAAUUUCUGUAGUGCUGUUUGAGUUUGAUCUGUGUUGUAUGAUGUGUGCAGACUGUGCUUGCGACACUUUUUUGGUACUUAUAUAUUGAUGCAUUUUGG